Messenger RNA from Ostreococcus tauri, 807 nucleotides. Its product is annotated as 3-oxo-5-alpha-steroid 4-dehydrogenase,C-terminal. NCBI's taxonomy places the organism in Eukaryota, Viridiplantae, Chlorophyta, Mamiellophyceae, Mamiellales, Bathycoccaceae. The transcript has a single exon. The record is from RefSeq and is a predicted model, not a curated record. Gene Ontology annotation, molecular function: oxidoreductase activity, acting on the CH-CH group of donors. Gene Ontology annotation, cellular component: membrane. Gene Ontology annotation, biological process: lipid metabolic process. Bases 1 to 807 code for a protein of 268 amino acids.
AUGGCGGCCGUUUUGUCAUCACACGCUGCGUUGCCCGCGCUCUGGUGCGCGUGCUUCCCGGCGGUGGCGUUGGCGUACGUGAAUCCAAUCUAUUCCUUCUCGGUGGGCUACGGGCUCAGCGUGGCGUUCGCGGCGGCAUUCACGUACCACGCGAUGUUGGCGAGCGGGGCGGUGAUGAGCACGGCGUUGGCGUGGCACAUCGCGGGUGGAUUCGUGUACGGCGCGCGACUGGCUGGUUUCUUGUAUUACCGAAGCGUGACGUGGGACGAGUGGAAGGAGCGGGCGAAAAACGCGCCCGAAGCCGGGGCGAAAGGGUUCGCGAAGCUCACCGCGGUCAUCGCUUUGUGCUCGGCGUUGUACGCGAUGAUGAGCUCGCCGAUGUUGUGGCACGCGCAGAACGUGAAUGUGGUGAACGUGGCGAAGUACGGUGCGGUCAUCUCGCUCGGUUUGGCGAUGGAGUGGAUCGGCGUCGUCCUGGAAGCUAUCGCGGAUCAACAGAAAUUCAACUUCAAGGCGACAGAACGAGGGAAGACGCGAUGGUGCGACGAAGGCCUGUACAAGGUGUGUCGACACCCGAAUUAUCUCGGCGAGAUUCUCUUUUGGGUCGGACUCUACGUCGCCGGCGUCCCGGCGAUGUUAACGAGACCGAUCACCUUUGUCCCGUCGUCGCUCGGCUUGCUCUUCAUCGUCAAGCUCAUGACGAGCGCGGCGAAGCGCGGGGAUAAGAAGCAGGCGGAAAAGUACGCCGAUAACGCUGAGUAUAAAUCAUGGGUCGAAUCCACGUGUUCACUCGUCCCGGGUAACUAG